Nakaseomyces glabratus is the source of this 795-nucleotide messenger RNA. RefSeq names its product RNA-binding signal recognition particle subunit SEC65 (gene SEC65). NCBI's taxonomy places the organism in Eukaryota, Fungi, Ascomycota, Saccharomycetes, Saccharomycetales, Saccharomycetaceae. Gene Ontology annotation, molecular function: 7S RNA binding. The record is from RefSeq and is a predicted model, not a curated record. Gene Ontology annotation, biological process: SRP-dependent cotranslational protein targeting to membrane, signal sequence recognition; SRP-dependent cotranslational protein targeting to membrane. Gene Ontology annotation, cellular component: signal recognition particle, endoplasmic reticulum targeting.
AUGCCGAAGUUGGAAGAAAUUGAAGACUACGAUGACAUCGACAAUAUGGAUAUGGAUCUGGCGGAGCUGGAUCCAACUUUGAAUACACCAAUUGCUCCAAAGAUAACACCCACAGUGGUCAGAAGUCAGGAUAUUGAAGAAGAAGAACGUAAAAAGCAAUAUGCUGGUAGCAACAAGGAAAUGAUAAGUUUCAUCAACCCUCAAACAGGUAAAGUUGAAGAAUCCGCCCCAAUCACAAAACAAGAACUAGAUGAGGUUAAAAAAUUCCAAGUUUUAUAUCCUUGCUAUUUUGAUAAAAACAGAUCACACAAGGAGGGUAGAAGAGUUCCAAUAGAAAUGGCUGUUGAGAAUCCGUUGGCAAAAACUAUAUCAGAUGCUGUGCGUGAAUAUGGCUUACUAUCUAUAUUUGAAGGUGACAAAUGUCAUCCGCAGGACUUUGGUAACCCAGGAAGAAUCAGGGUUUUGCUCAAAGAAGAAGGCAAGUUAGUUCCAAGUGCUUCUAAGUUCUCUGGUGGUAAAAGACAACUCAUGAAGCUUGUUGCUGAGUAUUUACAGAAGCAUCCCACAACUGUGGAAUCCCUAAGGGAACUACCAUAUGGUCCAGAUUUUGAUAAUAUAGAGUUUAAGAAGAUUCCUAAAGUCAAAGGGUUUAAGAUGAACGAUAUAGUACCGCUACAUAGUCCAUACUUGUGGGGCCACCCAAUGACGAAAUCAAUCUAUGAAGCUCCUAAGAUUGAAGCACCUGAAAAGCAAUUCAAGGCUCCUAAGAACAAAUUCAAGGUUGUUAGAAGGUAA